CAGCAUUCAGGUACAGCUGUUUUUUCCGAAUGCAGUGGUUAUAUCAAUGAAGACACCCAAUGUAUCAGGAAAUGGCAUUACUGGCAGGUAAAGCAGAGUCUGACUUCACAGCAUUCAGAUUCAAAAACCUGGAGAACUUAUGUGAAGUGCGGACCAGGAAAGGAGUGUUCUACAAAACAGCUAAGCUCCUUCAUCCAGGUGAGGAGAGACGUUACAGAGGGCAGGUGGAGGACAGAGUGCGGCAUGUAAUUAUUAAUGUAGGUGGUAUCAAGUAUAGGAUUCCAUGGACUACCUUGGAAGAUUGUCCUUUGACACGUCUUGGAAAACUUAAAGCUUGCAAUAACUAUGAUGAAAUAAUGGAUGUCUGUGAUGAUUAUGACAUAAACUGCAAUGAGUUCUUCUUUGAUCGGAAUCCAUGUGCCUUCAGGACUAUUAUGACUUUCUUGGCAGCUGGGAAGCUGAGGAUACUUCGGGAGAUGUGUGCUUUGUCCUUUCAGGAAGAGCUUGUAUAUUGGGGUAUAGAAGAAGAACAAUUGGAAUGGUGCUGUCUGAGAAAACUGCAACAAAAGGAAGAAGAACUAGCUGAAGCCAAAAUGUACGAAGGUGAAUUUGACAUGUCAAAGGAGAAUUCGCAAAGUGCCUUGCAGGACAGUGGCCGGUUGGCCCAGUGUAUGAAACAUCUCAGGGACAUGGUAGAGAACCCUCACUCAGGAAUCCCUGGGAAGAUUUUUGCCUGCUUGUCGGUCUCAUUUGUGGCUAUAACAGCAGUCAGCCUCUGUGUCAGUACCAUGCCUGACUUGAGAGAAGAGGAGGAUCGGGGUGAAUGUUCCCAGAAGUGCCAUGACAUCUUCGUAUUGGAGACAGUGUGUGUGGCAUGGUUUUCCCUGGAGUUCAUUUUGCGCUUCAUCCAGGCCCCAAGUAAAUGUGUAUUCAUGAGAACUCCGCUGAACAUAAUAGACAUGAUGGCCAUCUUGCCUUACUACAUCACUCUUAUAGUGGAUGCCAUUUCCGGAGGGAAAAAGACAGGAGUGGCUGGAAACAAAUACCUGGAGAAAGUAGGGUUGGUACUUCGUGUACUGCGAGCUUUGCGCAUUUUGUAUGUCAUGAGACUUGCUAGACAUUCCCUAGGUCUCCAAACGUUAGGCCUCACUGUCCGAAGAUGCACUAGAGAGUUUGGACUCCUGCUUUUGUUUUUAUGCGUUGCAAUGGCACUGUUUUCACCUCUUGUUUAUCUAGCAGAGAACGAACUUGGAGCCAAGCAGGAGUUUACGAGCAUCCCUGGGAGUUAUUGGUGGGCAGUUAUUUCCAUGACCACUGUUGGCUAUGGAGACAUGGUUCCUCGAAGCAUCCCAGGACAGGUGGUCGCAUUGAGCAGCAUAUUAAGUGGCAUCUUGCUAAUGGCCUUUCCGGUUACGUCUAUCUUUCAUACUUUUUCCCGCUCAUACACAGAGUUAAAGGAGCAGCAGCAGAGAGCAAGUAGACAGUUAUAUAGACUGGGGGACAGAGAGCAAAGCACUGCAAUGGAAUCGUAGUAAUGCUGACUCAACAGUGAUUAGGUGAAUGGAUCCCAGGGACUUGAGUAUUCAAUUUUUUACUCUCUGAUGUCGGAACUGCAACUAUCAGA
Spea bombifrons (plains spadefoot toad) is the source of this 1624-nucleotide messenger RNA. RefSeq names its product potassium voltage-gated channel modifier subfamily G member 2 (gene KCNG2). Gene Ontology annotation, biological process: protein homooligomerization; potassium ion transmembrane transport. Gene Ontology annotation, cellular component: voltage-gated potassium channel complex; membrane. The coding region runs from base 60 to 1532 and encodes 490 amino acids. The record is from RefSeq and is a predicted model, not a curated record. The transcript has 2 exons. Gene Ontology annotation, molecular function: protein binding; voltage-gated potassium channel activity. NCBI's taxonomy places the organism in Eukaryota, Metazoa, Chordata, Amphibia, Anura, Pelobatidae.